Molecule: messenger RNA, 1875 nt
Organism: Trifolium pratense (red clover)
Lineage: Eukaryota; Viridiplantae; Streptophyta; Magnoliopsida; Fabales; Fabaceae
Product: UDP-glucose 6-dehydrogenase 1-like
Exons: 2
Coding region: 271-1704 (477 amino acids)
Biological process (GO): glycosaminoglycan biosynthetic process
Cellular component (GO): nucleus; cytosol
Molecular function (GO): UDP-glucose 6-dehydrogenase activity; NAD binding
Source: RefSeq, a predicted model, not a curated record
AUUUAAUAUGGCAAUGUUGAGUAGUUCUGUUUUCAUGACUGUGAAGAUAAGACUUUCCUAUUCCCAUGAUCUUAUCUAUGCAAUUAUUUGAACUAAAAUUGGAAUUGUGCAAAAUAACAACUUUACCUUUUUCACGCGGUUUCUAUAUUUGCAUCCUUAUAAUAAGGUAGGAAUCCUAUCUAUACACUACCCUACCCUUUUCUAUAUCUUGUACUGUAUCCCUUCACUUUGAACUUAGAACAUUCAGGUUAUAAAUUGCAACUAAAGAAAAUGGUAAAGAAGAUCUGUGGAAUUGGAGCUGGAUAUGUAGGAGGUCCAACAAUGGCUGUAAUAGCCCUCAAAUGUCCUUCAAUUGAAGUAGCUGUUGUUGACAUUUCCCACUCUCGCAUAUCAGCUUGGAAUAGCGACAAACUCCCUAUCUAUGAGCCUGGCCUAGAACAAGUUAUACAACAAUGUAGAGGAAAGAAUCUCCACUUCAGCACUGAUGUAGAAAAGCAUGUUUAUGAAGCUGAUAUAAUCUUUGUUAAUGUUAACACACCAACAAAAACAAGUGGCCUUGGAGCUGGCAAAGCCGCAGAUUUAACUUAUUGGGAAAGUGCAGCUCGAGUGAUAGCCGAUGUUUCAAGAUCAAACAAAAUUGUUGUUGAGAAAUCAACUGUUCCAGUUAGAACAGCUGAAGUAAUUGAAAAGAUUCUAGUCCACAAUAGCAAUGGCAAGAUCAAGUAUCAAAUUUUGUCAAAUCCUGAAUUUCUUUCCGAAGGAACUGCUAUGCAGGAUCUUCUAAAUCCUGACAGGGUUCUACUCGGAGGAAAUGAUAGUCUUGAAGGUCAAGAAGCAAUUCAAAAAUUGAAAGAUAUAUAUGCUCAUUGGGUGCCUCAAGACAGAAUCAUAACUACCAAUCUUUGGUCUGCUGAACUCUCAAAGUUAGCUGAUAAUGCUUUUUUGGCACAAAGGAUUUCAUCUAUCAAUGCCAUGUCGGCGUUAUGUGAGGCUACUGGUGCUGAUGUUUCACAGGUUUCUUGUGUUUUAAGCAAAAACACUAAACUUGGUUCUAAAUACUUAAAUGCUAGCGUUGGUUUUGGCGGGUCUUGUUUUCAAAAAGAUAUACUUAACUUGGUUUAUAUAUGCGAGAGUAAUGGACUAUUUGAAGUGGCUAAUUAUUGGAAAGAGGUAGUUAAGGUGAAUGAUUACCAAAAGAGUAGGUUUGUGAAAAAAGUUGUAACAUCUAUGUUCAAUACAGUUUCAGGUAAGAAGAUUGCUGUUCUAGGAUUUUCCUUUAAGAAAGAUACUAGUGAUACUAGAAAAACUCCUGCGAUCGAUGUUUGCAAAGGUCUUUUAGCGGAUAAUGCUUGUUUGAGCAUUUAUGAUCCGCGUGUUAGUGAAGAACAGAUCCGAAGAGAUUUGUCUAUGAAUGAGAGUCAUUGGGAUCAUUCAAUUCAGGCGAAGUCAACGAGUUUCACUAGCGCGAAACAGGUUAGUGUUUUCGCGGAUGUUUACGAAGCUACUAAAGAUGCUCAUGGGAUAUGUGUUCUUACAGAAUGGGAUGAGUUUAAGACAAUUGAUUAUCAUAAAGUAUUUGAUAGUAUGGUGAAACCGGCAUUUGUUUUCGAUGGUAGAAAUGUUUUGGAUGUUGAUAAGUUGAGGGAGAUUGGAUUUAUUGCAUACUCGAUUGGGAAGCCAUUAAACCAGUGGGUGAAUUGCUAGCUUGUAUGUUAUGUUCGAAUAAAAAAAUGUCAUUGCUUUGAGGUUAUAAUAUAUAUUGUAUGAGACAUUAAGAGUAUUAUUUACUAGUAUGUUUCAAUCAGAGUGAAAAUUUAUAUCAAAAAGUACUUUUAUUUAUCAAUAAAAGAAAAUUUAUGUUGUUAGUUGUUUGUA